AUGAAGAGCCCGCAGCAGCCGCCUAAUGGCGCCAGCGACAGGAAACCAGAGCGCUGCGUGCGUCAGGCCGCGGGCUACACGAAUGGACAGUGGCAGCGCUGCAGACCUGCCCUGAUGAGUGGAUCCGCGGUUGCAGCCUCUGCGCAGUUUUGCGGUGCGGGGAGUGGCGGCGGCAGUGCCGGGUCCUUGUUCUGCCAGCUGCUGGCUUCCCUGGCCCAUGCGCAGUGCGCGCUCGCCGACCGCGGCGCCUUCCCGCGGGAAGCGUCACCCCCGUUGCCGGAGUACGACUUCGUGGUGGUCGGCGCCGGGUCCGCGGGGGCGGCGGUGGCCUCCAGGCUCUCCGAGAACCCGGCCUGGAAUGUUCUGCUCCUGGAGGCGGGCGGAGACCCGACCCCAACGUCAGACGUCCCCAGUCUCUUCCCGACGUUGCGUCAGACAGAGAUGGAAUGGACUUACCGGACGGAACCAGAAAAUCAAACUUGCCUGGCGCAGGUGAAUGGAAGAUGUGCUUGGCCACGAGGCAAAGGUCUCGGUGGUACCAGCUCUAUCAAUGGCAUGUUGUACAUCAGAGGCAGCCAGCAGGACUAUGAUGGCUGGGCAGCGCUCGGCAAUGAUGGGUGGUCCUACCGGGAGGUACUGCCCUUCUUCAAGAAACUGGAGGCCUUUGAUGAGGAAGAACUGAAGAAAAGGCCGCUCAUGGCAGGUGUACAUGGGCGCAGUGGAUCUAUUUACGUCACGAAACUGGAGCGCCUAAGUCCUGCCUUUGAGACACUAGACGCUGCUGCCAAAGAACUAGGCUACAAAAUUAUUGAGGGGUUUGGGGAUAUACACUGCUCCAUCAAGAAUGGUACGAGGUGGAGCACAGCUCGUGGAUACCUGACGCCAGUGACACAGAGGUCGAACCUGCAUGUCCUGAAGUUUGCAUACGUAACCAAGGUUCUGAUUCGAGAAAAGGACCAGGCAGCAUAUGGCGUACAGUUUUUGAAAGAUGGUACUGUCAAGGAAGUUAGAGCAAGAAAGGAAGUAAUACUGUCAGCAGGAGUUAUUAACACACCUCACAUACUGAUGCAUUCUGGAAUUGGACCAAAAGCCCACUUGGAUAAGGUUGGUGUACGAGUGCUGAAGGAUCUCAGAGUUGGGUUCACAGUGACAGAUAAAGCGCCGCCAACACUUCCUGGUAUCGAUCCAACUGACUACCCUGACAUACAGUUCCUCUUCGUCCUUGCUCAAAGCAACACUGCAAGCCUCGUUGCCAAAGCUUUCAAUUUGAAUGACGAAGUGACCAGCACCCUGAAGAAACUUGUUGAAAACGAGGACGUGAUAUUAGUUUCGGUGACAUUAUUAGCACCUAGGAGCCGUGGCCGCGUCAAACUGAGGACUGCCGACCCGAUGGACCUGCCACUCAUCUACCCCGGCUAUUUUGGAGACCCUGGCGACUUCGAGAAUCUACUGGCUGGCGUGGAAAUCGCCCACAGGCUGGGCUCGACAGAGGCAAUGAAGAAGGCUGGUUACUCUGUAAAGCAGUUCCCUCUGAAGAACUGCAACCGCUCAUCGCUGCUGGAACACGACUACUGGCGAUGCGCUGUGCCGUACCUAACCAGCACGCUUUUCCACCCAGUGGGCACAGCCAAGAUGGGACCCUCUGCAGAUGCUGACGCGGUCGUUGACCCGUGGCUGCGAGUCCGUGGAGUGCGCAAUCUGCGUGUAGCUGACGCCUCCGUCAUGCCAGUCAUUGUUCGCUGCAACACCAACGUCGCCUCCAUCAUGAUCGGCGAGAAGUGUGCACAUGCGGUGACCGAAGAGUGGCGGCACCUUUCUUAG
This is a messenger RNA of Schistocerca piceifrons (Central American locust), 1821 nucleotides long. Its product is annotated as glucose dehydrogenase [FAD, quinone]-like. The transcript is spliced from 4 exons. NCBI's taxonomy places the organism in Eukaryota, Metazoa, Arthropoda, Insecta, Orthoptera, Acrididae. Bases 1 to 1821 code for a protein of 606 amino acids. Gene Ontology annotation, molecular function: flavin adenine dinucleotide binding; ecdysone oxidase activity. The record is from RefSeq and is a predicted model, not a curated record.